Molecule: messenger RNA, 336 nt
Organism: Striga hermonthica
Lineage: Eukaryota; Viridiplantae; Streptophyta; Magnoliopsida; Lamiales; Orobanchaceae
Source: the annotation of a GenBank genome assembly
AUGUCGAUAUCCUCUAAAACCGGUCUUGCCCUAUUUUUUUCCUGUGUGGUGGCGAUCACCGCCACUACCGCUGUAAUGGCGCAAUGCGAAGGUAAUUUUCAAGGCCUUAUGCAGCAAUGCUCGAGGUACGUUCAGAAAACGGGCCCCAGAGAAAGCCCGUCCCAAGAAUGUUGCAACGUUGUGAAAAGUGUCGACUUGCCGUGCGUGUGCCGGCACAUAACGGGACAGGUUGAACAGAUAGUGAGCAUGGAGAAAGCAGCCUAUGUUGCAGCGUUUUGUGGCAAACCCCUACCGCGCGGGACCAAAUGUGGGAGUUAUGUUGUUCCUGGAAACUAG